Eruca vesicaria subsp. sativa (arugula) is the source of this 758-nucleotide messenger RNA. The record is from the annotation of a GenBank genome assembly. NCBI's taxonomy places the organism in Eukaryota, Viridiplantae, Streptophyta, Magnoliopsida, Brassicales, Brassicaceae.
UAUAGAUAGAGAGCCACCACAUACAAUCUCCCUCACAAACAUACACCAAAGCAAUCACUCCCUUACUACUCUCUCUCUCUCUCUAUAUAUACUUAACAAAGGUCUUAAAUUAAUUUUGUGAGAACAUGUCAGGCCCAAACCCGGUUUUGGUUUACUUGCCGACAGGUGAAGUAGUCUCUUCUACCUCAUCACUGCAAGGGAGUCUAAAGAACAGUGGGUGGGAGAUGGGCAACGGUGGAGAGCCAGAUCGAGUCCUGUACAUUAAACCCCCCUCUGGCCCCUCCGACCUAUUCGAAGAACGCAUCUCCAUACCAUUAGCCUUCUCCAAGUUAACCUCUGUCGACAUGUACGACAUCGUCUUGAAGAACCCUAAUUCCUUCGCCGUCCGUUUCAACUGAAUAAUCCAGGGAAUCAUUUUCUACCAAUAAGUCUGUCUACUUUGUGUUUGUUUAAUAUGUUCCAACCAAAAAAAAAAAAAGAAUUGUUCCAACAAUAAAUUCCAGACAGGACCGACCAUCUGCAGUAAUCACCACUUCGUUUUUUUCUUCUCCAAUUUGCAUCAUCAUUUUGUUUUUCUUCUCCAAGUUUGUUGCAUGCGUGUGCUUGCUUCUAAUUUCAUCAUCUUUGUGAGGCUUGUGUCGCCCUUUGUUUAUAUGCUUUCUGUGCCUUUUGUAGUUGUGUUGAUUGAUGUAAUAAAGGUGUGUUUCUUUUGGUUUUAUUGUAAACAAAAGAACAUCCUCAAUUGACCAUAUUUUUUU